Procambarus clarkii (red swamp crayfish) is the source of this 5154-nucleotide messenger RNA. RefSeq names its product protein Loquacious. Lineage: Eukaryota; Metazoa; Arthropoda; Malacostraca; Decapoda; Cambaridae. Gene Ontology annotation, biological process: siRNA processing; regulation of regulatory ncRNA processing. The record is from RefSeq and is a predicted model, not a curated record. Gene Ontology annotation, molecular function: siRNA binding; double-stranded RNA binding. Gene Ontology annotation, cellular component: nucleus; cytoplasm; RISC complex.
CGCCGGUGCAGGUGAAGGUGUAGACACAGGAGAGCAGCAGGAGCAGGAGGCCACCGUUGAAGGUGGCGCCAUGAGAGCCCGCCCUGCGCCUGCGCACUGAGGCAGGAGCACACAAGCGAAGGGAGCGAACUUCACAAGGCCGCUCAUUUAGGAGUUAGGUGGGCUGGAGGGCUGCAUAAAGUCCAAGAAGAGUGUCGAAGUGUGGCAUGUUCCCCCGUCUCUUGUGAGGACCUCCCUGCGGUGACACGCGCCAUAGUUAUUAUUCCACGCACAGCUCCACCAUCAUCUUAGACUUUUUUUUUCAAAUUUAAGCAAAAAUGUAUCAUCAACCACCACCGAAUGUUGACUCAUCCACCUCAAUUGAGGGAAUGCCAGGAGCUCUUCCAUCCAAAACACCUGUGUCACUUCUUCAAGAAUUGUGUAUGAGACGUGGAAUCUCUCCAAAAUACGACUUGUUGCAGAUAGAGGGUGCUGUACAUGAACCAACUUUUGUUUACAGAGUCACGGUUGGAGAGUUUGCUGCUAAUGGAUCCGGACAGAGCAAGAAGAAAGCAAAACAUGCUGCAGCCAAAGCAGUACUGGACAUCAUCAUCCAGGGUGGUGCAGCUGGAGCUGGAGGCCCUACAGCUGGUGGAUCACCUGGAGCACCACCUGAGCUAUCCACUCAGAUUGUUUCACCAUAUGAUGAUGGUAUCCCAGGGAACCCAGUUGGAUCCUUGCAGGAGCUGUGCAUGGCGCGUCGGUGGCCCCCUCCCACUUAUGAUCUUACCUCGGAGGAGGGUUUCCCUCAUGAGCGAACUUUCUCCAUUGCUUGCACCAUCGGCAAUACAAAAGAAAUUGGUACCGGUAAAAGUAAGAAGCUCGCAAAACGACAGGCAGCAUACAAAAUGACUCAGCGGUUGAAGGACCAACCUGUAGAGCAGACCCAAGUCAAUGUACUAGCAGAUGACGACGAUGAGAUUGCCCAGAAGCUGGCAGCAAGAUAUUCGGGGCUCAAGGACUCAAAGGUGCUAUCCCUGACUACCAGUGACUCACGGAAGGUGAGUCACUUCCACAAGAACCUAAAGCAGUCCCCCGGCAAGAAGCUGCAGGAGUUGCAGACAAUUUCACUGAGCUCUCUCUCACUCAACUUUGUCCAAAUGCUUCAAGAUAUUGGUCAGGAAGCUAACUUUGUCGUCACCUUUGUUGAUAUUGAAGAGUUAUCAGUUACAGGUCAGCACCAGUGUUUAGUCCAAUUGUCGACACUUCCUGUAGCUGUGUGUUAUGGCACUGGUGCAUCGGUUAAGGAAGCUCAGUCUGCCGCUGCUCACAAUGGUCUCGAGUACCUGAAGAUCAUGACCAAUAAGUAGUUUGAAAGCUGGAGAAAGAAGCUUAAGAGUGAGGAGGAAUUUUAUAUCAAGAUAGUGACACCUGGUAUAGGGUGUAACCUCACUAAUCCAGUUAUUUGCUUGUAAAAUCUUUGUAAAAGGAAUAUAAAAAUUGUAGUGGAUACUGUACUACAGUAUGCGCCUACAUACCAAAAAAAUGAAAAAAUCAUUCUUUAAGAAUGAUAAAAAUGUACUCUUUUCAUGAGUUGUAUCAAAAAAAUUAGGAACUCAGACCAGAAUUGAGCAAGAUUUCUGUGGUACCUGUGGUCAAUGUGCAGAAUAGAAUACUAGCACAUACUUUUUUCAUACAAACAGAAUUAUAGAAAAUAUUCUUUCACAACAAUGAUGGUGAAAGUAAUAGGAAUUUGAUAAGAUGCUAAUAUUUUAUAUGAAGCUUUUAAGCAGUUCAGUUUUAUCUUUAAAUGUUAAAUAAAUCCUAGACUGCAUAGGAAAGAUUUGAAAGUACAGUAGCUAUCAUGAGCUAUGAAGAAGCUUUUUCAAGAUAGCUUGUAUGCAGUACGUUUAAGCACAUUUGUUAUGUGCCUCUGCCUAAAAAUAUAAAUAUCAUUUUGACCCCACAGAUAUCCUGGUCUGAGUUUACUCUCGUUGUGUGCAUCUGCUAUACUUUGCAUAGAACUAGUGAAGUGUUAUGGUAGAGCACACGCUGGCUGACUUGGCCUCCAUUUUGCACAUCAAGUGAAUGGUGUAAAGGUAGUCAAUAUAGUACCUGACACUCUUUUUAGUACAAUUAUUGUAGGCCGUUUGUCGUUUCUAAAAAUUAGGUUUGAGUAUCGACGGACACCACACCAUCAAUGCAAAAAUGGAGUAAAAGUGAACCAGUGCGUGGCCUCCUUACCUUGAAUGUACCGUAGUCUUGGCCAGGUGUAGGUGUCAGUAAUGGAGUACGUUGCCAGGGUGGAUAUAAGUGGCAACAUUUUGUACUGCCUGUUCACAGCUUGAUAAUUCAGCAUUGCAUUAUAGUGAAUUCAUAGUAGGAUAGAGAUUUACUCAUUUAAUUCUUGGAACACACAAGUAUGCAUAUGUUUUAGCUUAGUUGUGAAGUUCCAUAGUUUUCUGCAUUGUAAAAAUCCCUCCAACCCUUGCAAAUUACUCCAUACUGCAACUUAAUAAUGCUUUAUCUGAUAAGCUGUUACGUACAUUAAUUCUUUUUAUCUAAUGGGCAUUCAUUAAUUAAAUGCAAAGUAUAGACAUUGGAUGAUUGUUGGUUGUUAGAGAUGGGCCACUCUGGGUAUUUGAGUGUAAUUUGGUGAAUUGGUCAAGUGUGUGUUUCAUUAAUCGAUUAUGGUUUAUCUUAAAAUUUAUAGUGAUCAAAAUGAAACACAUUGAAAGCUCAUAUUCACUUGUCACAUUGCUCAUUGUUUCAGGAAACUCAGAAGAACUAUUUCAGGUUUCCUCAUCAUGUUUGAAAGAAUGGUUGAUCACACUUCCUACAAUUACAUUGUUGAAAUCUUCAACUACACAUGAAUUAUGGGCAAGUGAUGUCUUCCGAUGACAAGCUAAAACAAUGCCCAAAGGGUGGCUGAGGGCCCACACAGAACAUGGUGUCUGUCAGCUAUGUUGGUGCUUUAUUGCUGCACUUGCUGGCAUUGACAGGGUGUGGUCCAUGGAUUGAAGCCCAUUGUUUGUAUUAGACAGCACAUAAGGGGAUGAGCUGCAGCACACUUAUGUCAUGCAAAGUUGCCCAAUAAGACAGAACUUAAAUGAAAUGCACUUUAGGUUUUAAUUGUAUCUUGUUGGUGAUGGUACGUGUACAUGACGAGGCAGUGUUAGGCGUCAUCGUGUUGUGUGCUGUCAGUUUUUGUUUACACUCCAGCCCAUGUGAUCUCCACCAGGAGGAUGACUGUGAUCCUCAGUGUAGCAGCUGUGCCACACAUACUUACACCAUACAAUAUUGAACAAAUGUUUUCUAAAUUACUAUAGUAAUUUUACGAAUGAGGAAAUUCUUCAGUUGUCCAAAUAUUGCUUAAAGAAGUCCAAUUUACUGUCUACUGCUGUGCAUAAAAUUCUUAGCUGGAAAUGUAAAUCAUACUAGAGGUAAUAGUCUAAAUAGUGUAUUGAUAAAUGUGAAGUGGAAACCAUUUUACUUUCUCUACUUCUUGUGGAUGUAAAUUUAAAUUAACAUUUGUACAUUAAGAUAGCUCAUUUUAUGAAUAUAUUGUAUGUAAAGUUAUGACUUUUAACUCACAUUAUUUUUUAAUUGUAAUAAUUAAGUUCACUAAAACUAGUCAUUUCAGAUAUCUAUAGAAAUUAUUAAGAUAUUGAUUACUGGAUGACUGCUUAAAGCAGAUUUGUUGAGUCUGAAAGUUUCAUACUUGUUAUAAGAGUUGAAAGAUCAAUUCUGGAGCUUAGCUUGGAGACAACCCCUGGGGCUGUUUGAUCAUUAGUGUCAACAUUAUUUAGGUAAUGUUAGAAGGUUAUGUGAUAGACUUUUGAAAUAAGCAUUGUUUUCAAUAUCAUGUGAUGAGUUAUUUAAUUAAAACUUUGUCCAUUUGAAUGAAAAUAUUGAACUAAAUCUAGGUAUUUUUAAUAAUUACUUUUCAGUUAUUUUAUUGUAUUUGGGAGUCAUUUCCUGAAUACAUUUGUUUUGAAUUUAUAUUUUGUUUUAGCCUGUAACCAAGAUGCAUUUUAUGUUGAAAUGAUGAUAAAACACACACAGUGUUUUGGUAUUUUGAAAAUACAUUAGUUUUGAUUGGAUAGUUGUCAUAUUAUAGUAACUGGGCAUUGUUAUUAUGUAUUUUUAAAUUUGUUGAGGCCUUGAAUGUAAGUUUUACUAUGAAUCCUCAUCAGGUCAUUAUGAUUUGUUUCUUAUAUUACAAAACAGUGUUACUUUGUUGUACGAGUCAUUUAUGUGCUGCUGAAGAUUAAUGGUAAAUAUCUUACAUUUAAUGCUAAAUAUAUUACUAUUUCAGUUGUUACAUUCUAUUAACUUACACUACUGCACAUCAGAGAAUUGUAUUAUGUAGAUGAGACUUCUUUAAGCUUAACUGAUGGAGAACACAUGGGGCUAUUCAUUUUUUGUCAUGUAUGUGUAUCACUCCAAACAACUGGCAUAUUACCACAGAAUUUUGCUGAUUGUGCCGUGUGUUUGGGUCUUACAUGUGGACAAGGAAUUGCUGGUAAAUCUAAUCCAGUUUGAACAGAUUAUCCAACUCAAAUAAUUUUUGUACAUAAUGAUCAUGGAAAAAAAACAAAUUCACCGGUGUUAGGUUUAGCACGUAUUACUUUAGUAUGUUGCCAUUUGUGAUACAGCAGCUUACGUAUGUUCCUAACAUAGCUGAAUUUCUUUAAUGCGAAAAAUUCCAAGAUCAUUAGUGCAAGUACUAUUUGGGACAAGGUGAACAUCUCGGUAGGUUACCAAAAAAUUUGAAAUGUAAAAAGAGGGCUUCUAUGCUUUCUUAGAUUGUCAUGUAAAUUUGGAGGGAAGAAUCAUGGGGCAUACCCAAGGCAAAAAGAUGGAGGGGACAUUAAUUACUGAACAAGGAUAUGUAUGAUUUAUUUAUAAAAAAAAAUUACAUUGCAUGUUGCCUUAUGAAAUGACAAUUUAUUGGACCCACCACCCUUGGGUAUGUCUGUGAUUUAUACAAUGUUGUAUUUCAGUUAUUAAGCCCUUAUUAUACAAUCUCAAAUUAGUCCAAAUAAUUGGUUGGGCACAAAGAAAAGUGUAACAUACUUGCCACCAAUAUUUCCCUCUUGUUCUUAAGUUGGACUAUAUCUCUGUGUCCAUCCAAUAACCUCUAUUUAUGUUCAAAUUAAAAAUUUAAAAUUA